Molecule: messenger RNA, 2463 nt
Organism: Synchiropus splendidus (mandarinfish)
Lineage: Eukaryota; Metazoa; Chordata; Actinopteri; Syngnathiformes; Callionymidae
Product: SLAIN motif-containing protein-like
Exons: 6
Coding region: 67-1251 (394 amino acids)
Biological process (GO): positive regulation of microtubule polymerization; cytoplasmic microtubule organization; microtubule nucleation
Cellular component (GO): microtubule plus-end
Source: RefSeq, a predicted model, not a curated record
GCCGCGUGGUGGCCGCACAAGUUCCCACUGUUGAGGAGUGAUGUGGAGGUCCGCCCACAUCAGAGGAUGAUGGAGAACUGGAUGGACAAAAUGGACUUCCAGGAUCAAGUGAGCUGGAGCUUUGCAAAGGAGCCUCUCAUGGAGUUGGUGCCUCCAAACCACCAUCUGUUCGGCUCGGUGAGGAGGGCGCCGGCGAGAGGCUGCGGCUCCUUCGCCAUGGAGGCCAGGAUGAGGCUGGACCAGCUGAAGUCUGGAUGUGGAUCCUCUCAGGCUCCCAGGGAUCUGAGUACUGGACCGCUGUGGAACCCAGCUCACCAGAGGGAGACACCAGAAACAGUCCUGGACCUGGUGGAGCUGCUGGAGGUUGAUGAUGAAGAGGAGGACGAAGGCAGCUGGCUGUACGCGCCAACAAAGACGCGGGGUCACGUCGACAACGAUUCGGCUCUGAGGUGGUGCCGGCAGGUUCUGGAUAAUCCUGCUCCUGAGGUGGAGGCGGCGUGUCGCCAGCUGGUGAAGUGGCUUCACCAAAGCAAGGCGACUCAACUCACCGCGUCCAGCGCACGUUUGGAUCCCCACGGAAGCUUCAGCCCGGCACCGGAGAGUCUCGACGGGAGCCGUCGGAACGACCCCAACAUCGGCAGCUACCGGCUCCAGGACAUCACCGACGUGCACAUCAUGGCCCGGAUACAAGAAGCCAGUUUAAGACAAGAGUUGGUCUCCACCCCGAGCCGAGUUCCAGCGACAUGGAUCGGCAGGGACACGCAGGUGAGAAGGUUUCCCACUGUAACUGACCCCACGGUGUCGCCCAAACGGACUUGUUUUCAGCAGCCGUCACACGCUCCUCCAGCUCAGCCGAGUCCCAAGCUGACCCGACUCCACCAGCAGGUCACCCAGUUCAAGCUGAUGAAGCUGGCUCAGAACCAGGCCUCACACGGCAGAACCCGGCCUCCUCUCAGAACCAGCCUCCGGUCCCUGCAGGCGGUGAGGAACAGCCGGAGCUUAGACACCGAAAUCGAUACAGGCGUCCUCGCCGCGUCAGGUGAGUCGCCUUCCGUGACGUCACCAGUGAACUUGAGCGUCCCGGUGAAGGACCGUUCGGUCCAGUCACCGACGGUGAGGCGACUCCUGAGGUCCCAGUCUCUGAGUCCAGCCCGGGAUCCACCCUGUCCCAGAGCAUAUCUGCCCGCUCGAGGGCGAGUCUUCGCUGCUCUAACGGAACCCGCGGCCUCCGUGCCCUGGAGACAGCUCUAAGAUCAGGACUGGCGUCCACAGGAUCUGGACUGACCUGAUUUGGCACAUAGGACCCUGAUCUUAAACGUCAUUUACAUCGAAAUAGAAGACAAAUAACGUGUUAUACUAAGGAACACGGCACAAGCGAUACAGGAGAAAUCUAGCAUGUAAAUAAAUGCUAAACGUUUAAGAUGCGAAAAAAAAAGAAAAGCGCAAUAAAAUUGUAGAAAUACACAGUGUACACAACAUUUUUCCUAACUUAAGAUUAUACAUGCAUUUGAAAAAAAUAUAUAUAAAAAUAAUCGAACUACAUUAACAAGAACAGGACAAAUAAAUUUAAAAGGGGUUAAAUCGUCUAAAUAAGUUAAAAGUUAUUGAAAAGAACUUUUUAUCCAGAAAACAUUUUGCAAAAAAAAAAGUCACUAUUAAAUACAUUUAUUGAUACAAAUCUUAAAUGAGCUAAUAAAAUGAUUGAAGAGACAAAUUAACGUAUAAAUCUGUAUUUUUAGAAAAAAAAGUGAAUGCAAUUCUAUGAAGUCAUGGUUCAUGCAAUAAAAUAUCUGGAAUAUUUUCCGUUUGCUCUCUCUGAACACAGGAUGUUAGAUAAACAUGAGUGUUGAUAGUGGUGCGGUCAUGUCACCAGCUGCUGUCUAACAUGGUUUGGGCUUCCGGACUGGUGCAGCUACACUGGACUGAUCACACCUCACAGAGAAGGCUGUGCAUUUGUGUCUCGUGCUGAUGCAGAUUUCAUGCAACAGGAAGUUUGCAGCUGAUAAAGAGAGGAAAAAGCUCGAAGGUGCCAGGUACCAAACAGGAAGUGAAGCUGAGGACUCUGCUGAUUGAACUGACUUUGUUGAACACCUGUUACGCUCCAAGACUUUUAUUGAUUCAGGUCAGUAGUUGCUGGCAACUUAACACCAGAGGACGAUAAUGAGUAGAAAAUCAAAAGACAAACAUUAGUUCUCAUUGUUCUUUAAAUGGUACAGUUUCAGUGAAAAUAAUUUACAGAAAAAAACUACAUUAUUUACAAAUCUUUUAUCACAAGUUCAGUCUGAGUCCAGGUCGCUGUCUCCGCCGAUGGAGUGGAACUCUUCGCUCUCCUCAUCCUCACUCAGCUGGACCUGAGAGAGGACCGCCGGCCCUCUCCUCCGCGCGUCGUCUUCCUCGUCCUCGUCCUCUUCCUCGCUGAUGCCGUACUCUUCUCCGUUCCCCAGGCUGGACGGCGGCAGCUGA